This is a messenger RNA of Zeugodacus cucurbitae (melon fly), 8369 nucleotides long. RefSeq lists its product as uncharacterized. Gene Ontology annotation, molecular function: zinc ion binding. The record is from RefSeq and is a predicted model, not a curated record. NCBI's taxonomy places the organism in Eukaryota, Metazoa, Arthropoda, Insecta, Diptera, Tephritidae. The transcript has 7 exons. Bases 1712 to 3496 code for a protein of 594 amino acids.
UUAAAGAAAUUUUAAACAAUUGUAAAACUUUUAUCAUUUGCAACCCUGUGCUUACAAACGAGUCUCGAAAAUACAACCCUGCGCGCUUGCAAUUCUGAUUGGGAGCAAAUGACAUAUUCGUCAAAUAGGGAAAAGCGCAAAAGAAACGGUAAAAUGAUUUUCAUUGAAUGAAAAUUGCUCGAAGAUGCAAAUACGGUGAAUGCACGGAAUUUUUCGCCGUCGGUCGCAGUUAAACAAAAGAAGUUAAAAAUACAUAUGAAAUAAAUAAAGCAACGACUGUUGUAAGCGUUUGUAAAAUGUCAUAAUACAAUAAUAACGAAUUGUUUGUGCGCUAGUGAAGUAAUUAGUUGAGAAAAAUCGUUUGUGUAAUUCGGUGCAGUGCGAAACAAAAAAGAUUUUGUAUAAAAUACGCUGGAAGCCCACCGAAGGCGGAAGGUGUAUAAUAAAUUGUCUAAAUAAGUUGAAAAAAUUGCAAAUUUAUUAGUAGUACGUUUUGCAUAAUUAUUAUAACGGAACAUAGUGCAUAUUUAACAAUUAGAAAUUAGUACACGCAGCAGCGUAGCGCUCCUGUGCAAAAAAUCGCAACCAAGGCCAACUUGCCAAAAAUAGAUACAUGCAAGUGCAUCUAACUAGCUGAUUGUGCGUGGUUGGUUUUGUUUAACGUGUUACGUGACACGCCAAAAAAACAUUUUUACAUAAAUAUAAUAUAAUAAAAUUUUGGAAUGUUUAACAAAUAACAAUUUGCGAGUAAAUUUUGCAAAAUUCGUGUAAGUGCGUUUAUUAAGCAUCAAACCACAAGAGUCUUCAUUCAUUAUAUGACACAACAACAAACGUCGUCAUCAAGCCGUACAUUAUUUUGCCAGUUCAUGUCAACGGAUUGCAUUUAGGAUUUUUAUCUACUUUUAUCAUUUACAUUUGCUUGUUCCCACAGUAUUAUAAGCAAUUGAUUGGUUACUCCAUAACAAACGUCAACGACCACCACAGCUAUGGCACAAAUGAAAACAAACAAACUGGAAAAUAAUUAAAACAAACAUCACCCACUGAAAAGAAUCUACCCAGAUGUAAUAUAACCGUAUGUAAAUAUUGAAAUUGCGAAUGCGUAAGGCGGACGACGGACGGCGGACAGCUAGAGUGAAUGCGAAUACACGUCAACAACGUCUGGCGGCAUCGCAAGCUUUAGCAACAUUUUCGCAAUGUCUAAGCACCCACACUGCUGAACUAACUGUAAACUGUAAAAAAAUGUAAAAAUCAGUGCAUUGAAAGUGAAAACAGAAAAUUGCGAAUUCAACGACGACGCGCUUACGGCUCGCCCCCCUACGCAGCGCGUCAUGAUUUCCAUUUCAUUUGAUGUAAAUAACAAUUGUAAAGAAAGUGCGCGCCACAGUCGCUGCCGCCACCGUCGCACGCCAUGAACACGGCAAAAACUUAAUGAAACUACAGCUGUCCGUAUACCAUAUAUGUGUGUCUCUGUGUGUGUAUGUGUUUUGUGAAAAUCGAAAUUGUAAAACGAAAUCAGUGCAGAAAACUGAACGAGUGAGUGAAUUGCAAGCGGCAGCUAAGAAUAGCACACAGCACCGGACCGAGUGCAGGCCAAUCUCCGACCCGGCGCAUUCUACAGACAACACGCUUCGCCACAACCUCGCAACGCCGCAAGCUCGGCAGUUUAUAAGGCGGGGUGGGACACUUUUGCGCUGCUGUAGUUUGACGUAGAAUGCUAUCCAAUUUUCACAAAUUAAUGCGGUGCUCUUCGAGCGUAUUGCAAUCAAAACCACCUGUGGGGGGUGGCCGCAAUGGCGGCGGCGGCGGCGGUGGUGUUGGUUUUGCCGCCGGUGUUGGUGUAACCAAUUCACCAGCCUCACCUUUCAACAUCAACGAUGACGAUCCCAACAUAGCCACUUGCUCCGGCCGUGGCGACUGUCUGAAUGGCACAUGCCUCUGUGAGAUCCGCUACGCUGGCGAUGAGUGUAGCGGCUUCAAUUUGCCAUACUACGCCGGCAUCUCGGCUGUUUUUUACUUUGUCGCUUUGGUGUCCGUCGUGCAACUCUUCAUCUGCAUUGUGGCCGAGUAUCAGCGCUUGAAACAACCAUCGCUACUGCGCGCCUGCCGGCUGACAACACAAAAGGUCCUAUACUUUUUGGUUUUCGUGGCAGCAUCACUGCGUGGCGCCUUCUUUACCACGCCGUUGGAUUUACAGCCACAAUGGGCCAUCACAUUGAUGUCGGCAUAUUAUCCGAUGUUAAUGACCUGCGCAUCACUCAUCGUUUGCAUGUGGGCUGAGAUUUUCCAUUUACGCGACAUCCGUUGGGAGAAGUCACAAUUCCUAUCGAAGAGUUUCCUCGGCUUUGUAGCAUUUAACUUAUUUCUCUACAGUCUGUUCGGCGUUGAGGUAUUCUCUUCGUUGAUCAUCGCCGAUCGCCAAAAUUAUGCGCACAUCUUCAACGGCUGUUAUGCCGUGCUCUUGCUCAUUGUGGUCGUGUUCUUUUUGAUCUAUGGUGUGGAGGUGUUUUUCAAAUUGCGCGGCGGUUUCGUUUACGAUCAAACUGGCAAAAUACUGGGGCCCAGUGAGGCGAUUGUGAAUGCCUCACAGCUGCAUCAGUCACGUUUGGGUCUCUUAUCGCAGGCGAUUAUGUUAAUCGUCAUUGUGGGCUUCCUGACCUCAGAGACUUUGGGCGAUUUCUGGAAAACCAAGGUGCCAGUGUACUCGCGCAAUUGGCAUGACAUUGUCUUCCGCAUUGUAGAGAUGGGCGUUGCUGUUUGGUUCCCCUGCUGCUUGUGGAAUUCAAUGGCGCCCGAACAGUUGUGGAUCUUAAAUCCACGCAAAUUGUUGUCGCGUCAAAUUGACCCAUCCAUACCGACCACAUCGGCGGAGACGAAGAGUCUCUCACCCGAGGAGGGACAAUCGUUUUUGACGAAAAAAGACUGUUGGAUUUGUUAUGACAGUGACAAGCCCGAGCCGCUCAUACAACCCUGUCGUUGCACUGGCGAUGUUAGUUCCGUGCAUCAUGAGUGUCUCAAACGUUGGCUCGUGGAGAGUUGUAGCUCAUCCGAUGCGCAGUUGUCGUGUAAAGUUUGUGGUUUUCCAUAUGAAAUUGAGAAGAGCAAAAAACUCGACUGGGAGAAGGGCUUCAACAUGCAACACUGGACCAAGACAAUCAUACUGAUCACACUGAUGUGCGUCGCCGGCGCCAGCGCCUGGGUGGUCAUACAACUCUACGUCGAUCCGCUGGUACGCGUACUCACCGUCGGCAUUGCCGUGCUCAUUGGCUAUGUGUGCGUUAAGUGUCUGGGCGAGAACACAGUGGUGGCCUAUCAACGCGCCAAAGUCAGCUCUAUUAAUAUAGUGACGAAAUCGGAAAUGGAAAAGCUGCACACCAUCUGUCAAGAUGUGGGUGAACGUCCCACAACAACUGCGGCAGCAGCAGCAGCGGCCGCCGCCGCAGCCAGCAUUGCACCAACACCAACAACAUCUGCUAUGUUAGCCAACACAGUGCAAUGAUAUUGACCAUUGACGGCGAGUAGUGUUGUUGUUGAGUCGGAGCACACAAGCUUGUUGGCUAAUGAGGAGGGUGGUGGUGGUGGUGAUGAAGAGCAACAACAAAUACAGCGACACGAGCGUUUGGUGGAGUUGGAACAGGUGAAUGGGCGUGUGACAGUAGCAGCAGCCACAAAAAUAGCACCACCGAAUACGAUUAUUAGCCUAACUAAUGUAACGGAGAAGAAACGAUAUAAACACUAACUGACUAAUGGAUGAGUUGUAAAUGCAACAACAACAAUGACGAUUGCGAUUGCUGCCGAGAUGUGUUGUGGAUGUCUGCGCAUGCGUUUAAAGGCAAGUUAAUAAGUUGGACAAAGGCUGUCAAUGCAUAGCUAUGACUUUACACAACAACAACAACAACAACAGCAAUUUACUGCAACAAUUAUGAAGAAGAAAAUAUUUAGUAAUUUACAGCUAGCAAUUAAAAAAAUAAUAAUUAUAUAUAAUAUAAGUACUCGUUUGAUUUAAGCAACAUUUAACGUUUAACUUUCAUACAAGCAUGAAAACAGGAAAAAAUAUGAAAUUACUCAUACAUAUAUUCGCGUGCAUUUCUCAUAUUUACAUUUACAUACAUACAUACAUACAUAUUUUUCGAUUUAAAUCUUAUUCGGAAAAUUAAAGCGGAAAAUCGCAAACUUUUUGGUUAAAUAUUUCAACGAAUUCCAUAAUUUCGUUUCUCCAUAGGUGCAAAAAAUAAGAAUUUGAUUUUUAUUUCAAAAUUCAAGGUCAUUAUUAUGUAAAAAAAAAAUAUUUUUUUUUCAAUUAUGUAAACAAAAAAAAAAAUUUAUUAGCAAACACUCAAAUAUCGCAAAUCAAAAGAUGUUCAAAUUGAAGCGUAUGCAAAAACAAAAACUAAAAAAAAUAAAUUAUAUAAUAUAUGCCAAAUCUACAUACAUACAUACAAACAUAAGCAAAUGCGUACUCAUUUUCAUUGCAAAUUAUUGUGUUGUAAAAAUGCAAUUUGUGAAAAUAAAUAAUAUAUUUAAAUAUAAAUAGUAAUAGCCAACAAAUGUCAGUAUCAUUGCAAUUGAGAUUAAUUACAGUUGUUUAAGUAAAAAUACAAAACAAAUACAAAGUAACAAUAAAAGGCUUUCAAAGUACAUUUAAAUUUACAUAUAAACACAUUUAGUAAUUAAAACUAACAUAUUAACACAAAUAAUGAAGUUUAGAGCAGGCCAAAUACACCACAUUAGACACAGCAGCGAAUUUGGUUAUAUUAAAAUAAUAAUACGGAUUAAAAAAUAAUAAUGAUAUACAAAAUUUAAUAAUUUUAUAUAAUUUCUUAUUUUAUGUCACACAAGCGCUUAUUAAAAUUAGCCAUUUUUCAAAGUUUUCAUAGUUGAAAAAAAAUUAGGAUUUACUUUAGAAAAUUAUUUAUAACACAAAUCAAAAAUUAUUUUUCAUUUCAAAAUUUUAAAUACAAGUAACACUUGCUCAAUAAAAAUUUGUCAAAAUUUGCGAGCUUUGUUUAUAAAAAUUCUGUUUAAAAAUACAUUAAAAAUUUUCUGCUAUAAAACACUUUUUUUUUUCAAAUAAAGAAUUUGUUUUCGAAAAUUAUUUAUAACACAAAUAAAAAAUAUUUUUAAUUUAAAAGCACUCACAUUUUUCAAUAUUUUAAAUACAAUUAACACUUUUUCAACAAAAAUUUGUCAAAAUUUGGGAACUUUUUUAUAAAAAUUCUGUUUAAAAAUACAUUAAAAAAAAUAAAAAUAAAAAAUAUAUUUAAUUUAAAAACACUCACAUUUUUUUAAAUUUUAAAAACAAGUAACACCUUUUCAAAAAAAUUUGUCAAAAUUUGGAAACUUUUUUAUAAAAAUUCUGUUUAAAAAUACAUUAAAAAUUUUCUGUUUUUCCAUAAACAUAAAUAGAAAUUAUAUUUAUUGAACAAACUAUUAGGCAAAAAUUCAGCUUUAUUUAAUAAAAUCAUUAUUUCGAUUGCAAUAAAAAUCGAGUAUCAUUAUUUACUAAAAUAAUAUUUUUUUUGGAAAAAAAAAAUUAAGCAAAUGUUCAUCGUAAUUUAAGAAAAUUAUAAUUUCUGUGAUUUUAAAUGUAUACAAUUAAUAAAAAUUAUAAACUUUCAUAAAAAAUAUGUUUCUUUAAAUAUAUAAAUUAUAAUUUAACUAAAAAGUAAAAUAUUUUUUUUUUUAUUUUUUUAAUUUUAAUUUACUUGAAAUUACAUUUUUCCAGCAUUUAACUUUUGAUACACAUGAAAAUGCAGUUGAAUAUCCAUAAUUCGAACUUCUAUAACUCGAAAUUCUCCAUAAUUCGAACUCUUGAAUUGGCAAUAGAAGUCAAAUUUCAUACAAAUUACCUGCCAUAACUCGAAGUUUUUUUGUGGAUCAUGGUUAUUCGAGUUAUGGAAGUUCAAAUGUAUUUUGAAAACAAAUUAAAUUUUUAAAUAUUUCCAAUACUCAAAUCAAAUCUUAAACUUUUCUCAAGAAAAUAAAUUUUUAAUCAUAACAGCGGCAAUAUGUAAAGCUUAAGUCGACUUCAGUUAUUGUGCAUAAUUUGAGGUAUCCUAAGGGUAUUGGAGGUUUCUAUUCGAAACUCGCUUUCAUAUUUUAUAUUACUACGAAUUUAAGAAGAGAAUAAUUUAAAAUUAUAAAAUAAAAGCUCCAGCGUUUUCUUAGAAAUCACUUAAGUCGAUUUCGACCAAUUUAGCAUAUUGUCGCAUAAAUAUUAUUUGUAUACAUAAGACUGCUGGUUUUGUGGCAUAAAUUUACUUUUUUAUGCUUUUGAGAAUUUAUUUUAACUUUUUAUGAAUUUGCUCUAUCGAGAAUAAUAUUAACGCUGUGUCGUUUAAUGGGUGUAUUUGGCGAUUUUUAAUAUAAAGAGAGCAUAACUAAAAUAUUUUGAUUUUUUUUAAUGUAAAAAAAUAUUUUAUUUAAUUACUAAAAAAAAUAUAUUUUUUCAUUUUCUAAAUUUCAUUUUCUAAAAAAAAUAUAUUUUUUUUAGUAUUUUUUUUUUAUAUAAAAAAUAUAUUUUUUAGUAUUUUUAUAUUUUUUAUAUAUUUUUUUUUUCAAUAAAAAAAUGUGUAAAGGGUUUUUCAAUAAGGGCCCAACAAACUUGGUUUUCAAUUAAUCGAUCCUGAUAUUCGCUGUGUGGCUUGUGGCGCCGUUCUGUUGGAACCACAUAUUGUUCAAGUCCGUAUCGUUUAAUUUGUGCCAAAAACAUGCGGUUAUCAUUGAGCGGUCAGACAGAACGAUUAUGAUGACCUUAAUUAAAGUUGUGGCGCUCUUAAAGUUAUGGCCACUGACUCCGAAUUUCGGUAGUACAUUUUGAUAAUUUCGACUCGUUGGAUCGUAUAUCUCUCAAUGAUAACAUGACAAAUCAUACUGAAUAAAAAUAUGGCGUAAUUUGCUGUUCCUAUCGGUCUACUUUUGUAGCGUCACUUUUGAAAAACCCUUUAUUAAUUGCUCAAAAAUGUAAAUUAAAUAAUAAAAAAUCUUAGUUAUGCGCUUUUUUCGUUUCGAACUAACAAAAUUUUACAAAAAGUACUAAGUGCAUAUUAAUAUUACAUAAAUAUUUAAAUUAUGCUUUCUAGUAGUAUCACUUAAUUUUUUAACUUUGGUUUUUGCUUUGUCUAAUUUUCGAAACAUCAAACACCCUUUCACAUCUAAAUUGUUUAAUUGUACUAAAGCUUUCAAAACAAUGCAAAAAAAACAAAAAAAUAAAAAAAUGAGUGUUAAAUAAAAAAAAAUUAUGUGGUUUUCGAAAACUGAACUGUUGCUAUGCAUUUAAGUUAAUACAAAUGUGUAGUUUUCGUAAACAACAAACGCUCUGUAGCGAAAUGUUGAAAAAUUGCGCUCAAACAAACAGACUUAUAAUAUUAAUUUGGAAAAAAGAAAUAAAAAAAAUUUAAAAUAAAUAAAAAAUAAAACAGAAAUAAAAACAAAAAUUUAGUAUUUAAAUAUAAAAAAAUAUUAAUAAUAAUAAAGUAAAAAAUAUUAAAUGAUUUAAAAAUUGGAUAUGGGCAAACAAUUAACUUUCUAAUAAAAAAAGAAAUAAAAAAAAUUGAAAAUAAAUAAAAAAUAAAACAGAAAUAAAAACAAAAAUUUAGUAUUUAAAUAUAAAAAAAUAUUAAUAAUAAUAAAGUAAAAAAUAUUAAAUGAUUUAAAAAUUGGAUAUGGGCAAACAAUUAACUUUCUAAUAAAAAAAAAAUUAAAAGCAAAAUUGAAAAACUAAAAAAAAUUACACUUGACUUAACAAAUUGUGCAUAAAUUAAUAACAAAUAGUAUUCAGUUCAUGCAUUGUACGCAUUACACUGUGCAACAUAAAAAAAUUACAUAUGUACAUACAGAAAUUCAUGCAGUAUGCAAAAGUCAAAUCAUCACACAACAGAGUACGAAUAUUAUUUAAUAAUAACUACUUACAUACAUACAUAUGUAUAAUAUAGAAUUUAUAAUGUUUAAACGAUAACACAGAAAUAAUAUUAUUUUUAAUACGAAUUAUAUUUAAGUGCUAGUUAAGUUAAAUUAAAAUAACGAUAAAUACAACAACACAACUCUUUGCUAGAGAGUAAAACGAGAAAGUUGAAAAAUAAAAAAAAUAAUUAAAAAAAAAAAUAAAUAAAAGAAUUAAUAUAAUAAAUAAUCAGAAAACAAAAUGCAACCCUGCAAACACGUUGUACACACACACAACAAAAACACGUAUUAAAAUUAAAUUUAAUAAUAUUAAAAAAUAAUGCAAAUUUAAUUGUAAACAAAUUAUUGUGAUAGCAGCAUACAAUUCAUUCAUUCAUUCAUAAAACAAAAUAUAUAUUAAUUAAAUGCAUGUAAGAAAUUUUACAAAAACAAAAUGAAAAUGAAAACAAAUAUUUAAGAAAUUUAGCAAA